Durusdinium trenchii is the source of this 294-nucleotide messenger RNA. Lineage: Eukaryota; Dinophyceae; Suessiales; Symbiodiniaceae. The record is from the annotation of a GenBank genome assembly.
AUGCCUUCCUGUUGGAAGGUGGUGGAAGCCUACGACGAGCUAGUCGAGAUAUCCUUGUUGGUGAGCAACUGCACGGGCUUGCUCGACAUCGAGGAGGCCCAUUUGCGCUUCGACCGCGGGUCGUCGGCCCAACGGACCAUUGAAACCGGCAUGCCUACGUUGCGCCGCUUCAUCCGCCCCACCGAUUGGGACCGGAUCGAAGGCGCGGGGACCGCGGGGACCGGAUCGUGUGGACGUCCGUAUCGCCAUGAUGCAUUGCACCAGGCAGUGAAAGACAACAAGUUGAAAACAUGA